Messenger RNA from Rhizophagus irregularis DAOM 181602=DAOM 197198, 1798 nucleotides. RefSeq lists its product as uncharacterized. Gene Ontology annotation, cellular component: membrane. The record is from RefSeq and is a predicted model, not a curated record. Gene Ontology annotation, molecular function: serine-type endopeptidase activity. Gene Ontology annotation, biological process: proteolysis. NCBI's taxonomy places the organism in Eukaryota, Fungi, Glomeromycota, Glomeromycetes, Glomerales, Glomeraceae.
UUUCUUUCUAACGGAAAACAUUUUUAUGCUUUUUUUUCUUUAAGUUUUAUUUUUAAGUUUUUUUUUUUUUAAUAUGUCUCAACAAAAAAAUUCUAGUUGGAAUAGUUUUUUUCACAGAGAUCAAUCUCAUGAUACGACUAAUAAUAAUGCACCUAUGGAAGAACCAACGAGAUUGUCAUAUUUCCCUCACAAACAGGAAGGAGGUUAUGGUGACAUAGAAAAACAUACUAGUAGUAAUCCGGGAGACCCUUCUUUCUGGAAAACUCCGGGAAGUGAACAAGUAAACGUUACACCAAGCGCUCCACCUCCUCCAGAAUCACUCUAUGAAUCUAAUACUGAAAGAGAGGAAACGGAAAGUGAUGAAGAAUAUGCAAGAAGAAUACUUAGAGAAGAACAAGAAAAUUAUAUGAGAUACAGUCAAGGUAAUAUCGGACAACCUGGUAGUAAUGUUAGAGGGUCGUAUCCAUAUCCACCAGGUGAAGAGGGAAAUUAUUAUGACGGUGGAAAUCCUGUACAAGCGGGAGUACAAGGACCACCACCGACAUUAUAUGAUCCUAAACUACCAAAAGCAUAUAUGGAUCCCAACGUACAACGGCAAUUACAGAAGAAAAGAUUAUGGAGACCAUAUUUUACUUAUCUUGUCACAUUAAUACAAUUAGUUUUAUUAAUUUAUGAAUUCGUAUAUAAUCAAAAAGAAACUGGUAGUUUAAUUCAAACUAAACCAUCCGUUAAUCUAUUGAUUGGACCAUACGCUUCACCUACUCUUAUUAGAUUAGGAGCAAGAUUUGUACCAUGUAUGAAACCCCUUCAAUCAAUUCCCGAUGGUGCAGUUUUUCCUUGUAUUGAUCAAUCAUUACCUGAUAUAACCCAAGGUAAAUGUACUUUAGAAUCUCUCUGCGGUCUCGGAGGAUUUAAUAAUGGUAAACCAAAUCAAUGGUUUAGAUUUAUUACACCAAUAUUUUUACAUGGAGGUGUGGUACAUUUUUUAGUUAAUAUGAUAUUUCAACUACAAACUGGUAGACAAGUUGAAAGUGAUAUGGGUUGGUGGCGUUAUAGUAUAAUUUAUAUGGGUAGUGGUAUAUUUGGUUUUAUAUUCGGUGCUAAUUUUUCUAGUGUUACUAUACCAUCAUUGGGUGCUAGUGGUUCAUUAUUUGGUAUAAUUGGUGUUUUAUUAAUAGACUUACUACAAAAUUGGAAAUUGGUUGUUAGUCCAUGUUGGGAAUUAACUAAAUUAUUAUUAGUUAUAAUCUUCUCAUUUUUACUUGGAUUAAUACCAAUUAUUGAUAACUUUUCACAUAUUGGCGGUUUUAUUAUGGGUAUAUUAUUGGGUUUAGUAUUAAUGCCUACCAUAACUUUUUCCAAAGUUCAUAAAAGAUUUAAUUGGGUAUUAAGAAUUAUAGCUUUACCAAUAGCUGCUUUAUUGUUCUACUUUUUAAUUACAAAUUUCUAUAAUAAUGAUGACCCCGCUCAAUCUUGUCCUUGGUGUAAGUAUUUAAAUUGCGCUCCUAUUGCUGGUUGGUGUGAUAUUAAUGGUAUACAAAAUGCAACUACUACAAGCAAUCCCAAUAAUCCUUAAAAGACGAGUUAAUAAUAUUAAAAGAACGAAAUAGAUUCUUUUUUGAAAAAUUUUAAAAAUUAUUUUGAGAAUUAGAAUAUUAUCAUUAGAAUAUUUUUUUGUGUCAUUUUAAAACAAAUAGGGAACUUUUUUAUUUUUAUUAUCAAAUAUUUAGUAAUUAUAAUAUGUUCUUAGCUUUUUUUUUUUUUGAUUGAUGAUUGAUUGAAAGAAAUGUUUUAAACC